Messenger RNA from Capsicum annuum, 3590 nucleotides. Its product is annotated as LRR receptor-like serine/threonine-protein kinase RGI5. Gene Ontology annotation, molecular function: protein kinase activity; receptor serine/threonine kinase binding; ATP binding. The record is from RefSeq and is a predicted model, not a curated record. Lineage: Eukaryota; Viridiplantae; Streptophyta; Magnoliopsida; Solanales; Solanaceae. The transcript is spliced from 2 exons. The coding region runs from base 246 to 2852 and encodes 868 amino acids. Gene Ontology annotation, biological process: protein phosphorylation.
AAAACAGUAAAGUCCAGUCAACGCCCCCCACCAUCCACUCCACUUUCCACCCAAGUGCUCGACAUAUUUUCCUUUUUCUUCCAUUCUCUCUCUCUUUCCAUAUGAAACACAACACUUCUUCCUUUGUUCCCUCCCCUCAUUUCACCUGAACUCAAUGAGUAUACACAAUCUUGUACAUAGAUUUUGUCGAAACUCCUUCUCAUUUUCUUGAAGUUUUCACCUUUCUAAUUAUCAAGCCAAAAAAAAUGAAGUUAAGGUAUGCUCCCCAUUUAGUUAUUAUAUUCUUGUCUUUUUUUCUUCAAAUGAUCCUUUCCCAAUUGCCCCCAACUCAAAUUAAUGUCAUGAAAAGUGUCUAUGAUAUGAUUCAGAAGGAUACUAAUUCUUCUUUUGUAUGGAAUGGAACUGAUAAAUCUUCAACUCCGUGUUCUUGGAAAGGGAUUUCUUGCAAUUCUAAUAAUUCUUCCAUUACCAAAGUCUCCGUUUCAUUGUUCUCUAUUUCUAGAUCUGACUUCUUGCCUGUUGUUUGUCAAAUUGAUACGUUGGAGUCUCUUGAUGUUUCCCAAAAUCAUUUGAGCUCUAUCCCAAAUGAGUUCUUCACUAGUUGUGGGGGAACUAGUGGUUUGAAAUUGUUGAACUUUAGUAGGAAUAAAUUGGAGGGUGUUUUGCCUACUUUCACUGGUUUUGGAAAGUUGGAGUCUUUAGACUUUUCUUAUAAUAACUUGAAUGGGAAAGUUGAGUUGCAGCUGGAUGGAUUGAAUUCACUCAAGAGUUUGAACCUUAGCUAUAACAGAUUUAGUGGUUCAGUUCCUAGAAGUUUUGGAAAGUUUAAUAUUCUGGAGGAACUUCAACUUUCUGCUAAUUUUUUUGAAGGUGAAUUCCCAAGUCAAGUUGUGAACUUUGCCAACUUAACUUUGCUUGACCUUUCUCUUAACAAUAUAUCUGGUGUAAUCCCUGAUAGAUUAGGAGAACUUUCCAAAUUGCAAGUCUUGAUCUUGUCAGCCAAUGGAUUGAGUGGCACAAUCCCACAAUACCUAAGGAAUAUCAGAACACUGACACGUUUUGCUGCGAAUCAGAAUCAAUUUGUUGGAAAUAUACCCCUUGGUAUAACCACAUACCUGAGGAAUUUGGACCUCAGUUUUAACAAUUUAAAUGGUACAAUCCCUCAGGACCUUUUAUCCCCACUGAACUUGCAGUUUGUUGAUCUCACUUCAAAUAAUUUGGAGGGACCAGUUCCUGCAAACAUAUCGGUAAAUGUGAUCAGGUUGAGAUUGGGGCAAAAUUCUUUGAAUGGGUUAUUUCCAUCUGCUUCCUUUGGAAGCCUGCACAGUUUGACCUACUUGGAGCUGGAUAACAACCAGCUAAGUGGAUCAAUUCCUUCUGAAUUGGGGAAGUGCAAAAAGUUGGCUCUUUUGAACUUAGCCCAGAAUAACCUGAGUGGUGUUAUUCCUGUAGAGUUGGGUGAUAUUUCUGAUCUUCAGGUUCUGAGUCUUCAGUACAAUAACCUGGUUGGGGAAAUUCCAAGUAAUAUUUCACAGUUGAACAAAUUGCAGAGGCUCAAUUUCAGCUGGAAUUCGUUGAAUGGUUCCAUACCAAGCUCGAUAUCAAGUUUGAGAACUCUCACAAACUUGAAUUUACAGGGGAAUAAACUACAUGGUCGAAUUCCAAUCGACAUUAGUAACUUAAAUGUGUUGUUAGAACUCCAACUUGGAGGGAACCAACUUGGUGGGCCUAUUCCGGAGAUGCCGUUGAGUUUACAGAUUGCUUUGAAUCUGAGUCACAAUCUUUUUCAAGGACCUAUACCAAGCAGUCUUUCCAGAUUGACUUCAUUGGAAGUUUUAGAUCUCUCUUACAACAGGUUCUCGGGUCAGAUUCCAGACUUCCUGGCAAGAAUGGGAGGCUUGACUAGGUUGGUGCUUUCAUUCAAUCAACUUUCUGGAAAUGUUCCAGAGUUUCAAGGCUUUGUCAAUGUUGAGACACAUGGAAACGACGGUCUGAUCUAUCUUUCCCCAGUUACUCCACCACAAGCUGCAAAAAAGAGAAAAUCUAUUGUUGUUGCAGUUCUUGUCCCAAUCGCAGGUGUAGCGACAAUUGCCGUUUUCGCCUUGAUUGCUAUUUCAGUCACUAGAAGAUAUUACAGGAUCAAUGAUGAACACUUUUACUCAGGAGAAGAAAUUCCUCAAUCCCUUGUCGUUCAGGGAAAGGUUUUGACUGCGAACAGCAUUCACAAGUCAAAUAUAGACUUCACAAAGGCCAUGGUAGCAGUGUCUGAGCCCUCAAAUGUUGUGUUCAAGACAAGAUUCUCAACCUACUAUAAAGCUGUUAUGCCAUCGGGUACAACCUAUUUUGUCAAGAAGCUUAAUUGGAGUGACAAAAUACUUCAGUUGGGAAGCCAUGAACUAUUUGGGGAAGAGCUAAAAAAUAUUGGAAAGCUUAAUAAUUCAAAUGUCAUGAUUCCACUAGGCUAUCUUUUGUCUUCUGAUAGUGCUUAUCUCUUAUAUGAAUUUGCCCCCAUUGGCGCGUUAUAUGAUGUUCUUCGUGGUAGCUUGGGCUACUCAUUAGAUUGGGCAAGUCGUUACAGCAUAGCUAUUGGAGUAGCUCAGGGUUUAGCUUUUCUUCAUGGAUGUGACACGGGUCCAAUCCUCCUCCUUGAUCUUUCCAGUAAGAGCAUUCUCUUGAAGUCCCAGAAUGAGGCUCAGAUAGGAGACAUUGAACUCUACAAGGUGAUCGAUCCUUCGAAGAGUACAGGCAGCUUUUCUGCUGUUGCUGGUUCUGUCGGUUAUAUUCCUCCAGUUAUUGUUGUUUUCAAACCUGACAUCAUUAUAUCCUCCCACCAUGAAACAAUGUCAUCAUAGCUUAGAGAGGGAGGGGUGGAUUAAAAUGCAUUUUCCGCAGCUUUACAUGAGGAGCCUCGAAGUUAAUCAAAUAUUUAGUGAUGCUUUUUCUUGUGUUAAUAGAAUAUGCAUACACAAUGAGAGUCACAAUGGCCGGAAAUGUAUAUAGCUUUGGGGUUGUCCUGCUAGAGUUGUUGACAGGAAGGCCUGCAGUUAGUCAGGGAACCGAGUUAGCCAAGUCGGUGCUGAGCAACUCUGAGAAGCACAACAAGUGGGAUCACAUUCUGGAUUCUAGCAUUUCUAAGACAUCACUCAACGUUAGGAGCCAAAUGUUAGCAGUUCUCAAAUUGGCUCUAGCUUGUGUCAGUGUCUCCCCGGAAGGCCGGCCAAAAAUGAAAAGUGUGCUACGAAUGCUUCUCAAUGCAAGGUAAUCAGAUGUCAAAGGAAAGUUAAAAGAGAAAACCGCGAAGAUAGUUUUCCUAUUUGCUUGCUUUUUUCUUUGCCUGUUGGGGAGGAGCCGCAAGUGGUGAAGGUGUUGUAAGCUAUGUAGAAUAUGCCAGUUUUGCCAGUUUAUACAUAUUAACAUACAUAUAGAUAUAUGAUGAUAGUAGCUACAUAGCUUUGAAUAUGAUUUGAGUUCUCAUUGUCACAUAGUCCAUUUUCUUGUUUAUGAUGUAAUAUGUAUAAAAGGUCUUUGGGAAUGAAUCCAAGUUGUAUUAGAAAACUUCUCAUAUAUAAAAGAUCCCCUUAGUAUAGCAA